Verticillium nonalfalfae is the source of this 483-nucleotide messenger RNA. RefSeq lists its product as uncharacterized. Lineage: Eukaryota; Fungi; Ascomycota; Sordariomycetes; Glomerellales; Plectosphaerellaceae. The transcript has 2 exons. Gene Ontology annotation, molecular function: DNA binding; transcription coactivator activity. The coding region runs from base 1 to 483 and encodes 160 amino acids. The record is from RefSeq and is a predicted model, not a curated record. Gene Ontology annotation, biological process: positive regulation of transcription initiation by RNA polymerase II.
AUGGCAGGCGCAAAGGGCACCAAGCGCAGCGUCUCGCGCAUCGACGACAGUGACGAAGACGGUCCUAUUCUCACCAAGCCUAUCAAGAAGACCAAGACCACGGCCAGCGCCACCUCGGCCGGCGCCGGCAAGGACAAAGAUGGCAAUCCGUACUGGGAGCUUUCUUCCAAGCGUCGCAUCGGCAUCUCAAAGUUUAAGGACAUGACCAUGAUCAACAUCCGCGAAUACUACCAGAAGGACGAUGAUAUGCUGCCAGGGAAGAAGGGCAUCUCUCUCUCGCUCUCCCAAUUCGAGGCCCUCCUCAAGGCAGCGCCCGCUAUCAGCGCCAAGCUUCGCGACAUGGGCCACGAUGUCGAGGACUCCGAGGAUGCGGGCGGCGCGUCCACGCGCGAGGACGCCCCUAAGAAGCCCAGGGUCACGGCGCCACCGAAGCAAAAGAAGGAUAAUUUUGAGGCCACAAGCGACGAGGAGGAGGAGGAUUAA